Laccaria bicolor S238N-H82 is the source of this 186-nucleotide messenger RNA. RefSeq lists its product as uncharacterized. The coding region runs from base 1 to 186 and encodes 61 amino acids. The record is from RefSeq and is a predicted model, not a curated record. Lineage: Eukaryota; Fungi; Basidiomycota; Agaricomycetes; Agaricales; Hydnangiaceae. The transcript has 2 exons.
AUGUUCUUGAAAGCUACUACUUAUGUUGGUAUCAGUGCUUCUUUCGGAGUAAGGCUGUGGCACAAUGGUCAAUACUUGACCAAUAGUGAGCUGGGUCCACCAAGCCUCUUUCCACUCCAAUUCCUCAAGAAUCACAUUGUGUCGCAUGACAUUGCCACCAUCGCUACCUUAGACAUUCAGAAUUGA